Hippocampus zosterae (dwarf seahorse) is the source of this 9745-nucleotide messenger RNA. RefSeq names its product spectrin beta chain, non-erythrocytic 4-like. Gene Ontology annotation, cellular component: spectrin; plasma membrane; cell projection. Bases 687 to 8606 code for a protein of 2639 amino acids. Gene Ontology annotation, biological process: actin cytoskeleton organization. The record is from RefSeq and is a predicted model, not a curated record. The transcript is spliced from 44 exons. NCBI's taxonomy places the organism in Eukaryota, Metazoa, Chordata, Actinopteri, Syngnathiformes, Syngnathidae. Gene Ontology annotation, molecular function: structural constituent of cytoskeleton; actin filament binding; phospholipid binding.
CUUUCCUUUUUUAUUGCACAUCAGGUUUUUGAUGUACUUUCAUUUUUUUGUUGUUUUUAGGUUCGACUGAUAAACGCCUGCGUAAUACGGAUUUUACCAUCCGUUGUAAUUUAUAGCUAUGACGUUCUAGGAAAAAUGUUUCUAAACCCAACACUUCAUUUAUAAAUAUUCCUAAAUUUUAUGUAUUGUUAUUCAUGAUUAUAUUGUUAUACUUUCUAUUGCUGUAAAGUACUCUUGAUUGAAAUGCGGUUGUCAGAUAGCGCUCUCUAGUGCACAUUUUAUAAUCUGUCUGUCUCUCUCGUUCUCUCUGUCUGUCUGUCUGUCUCUCUCUCUCUCUCUCUCUCUCUCUCUCUCUCUCUCUCAUUCUCUCUGUCUCUCUCUCUCGGCCCCUCCUGUCACCGCUGCUGCUGCUAUUUUCCGCAUCUCGACGUUGAGGAGAAAGCCGAGGAGGAGGAGGUUUUGUCAGGUGGUAACGCUGGUGGGGCGGGAGAGGAGCGGGUCCGUCCUAUGGAUGUCAUCAUCAUCCUCCACAGCAGCCGCAGCCAGGCCGGCACCUAAUCGGCGGCAUCCUCGGCUCGGCUCGGCUUGCACUUGCCGGUGCUAAGCAAGCCGGGGACGAGCACUCGAUCGCCGGGAGACACAAAGGUCCGUCCUCGGCAUUCGCGCGGAAGGGUGGUGGUGGCGUCAUGGCGAAUGCUUCGCCGGACCUGGACAACGCCGAUGCCCAGCGCCAGCUCAACAACAACAACCGGCCCAUCAGUUCGGCAUUUUGGGAAACAGAGUGCACCAGCGCCAAGUUGUUUGAGUGCUCCCGCAUCAAAGCCCUCGCCGAGGAGCGAGAUGCCGUCCAGAAGAAGACGUUCACAAAAUGGGUUAACUCCCACCUGGCCCGAGUGUCCUGCCGCAUCUCAGACCUCUACAAUGACCUGCGCGACGGCUACAUGCUCACACGGCUGCUCGAGGUUCUCAGCGGGGAGCUGCUGCCGAGGCCGACACGAGGCCGCAUGCGCAUCCACUCUUUGGAAAACGUGGACAAAGCCCUCCAGUUCCUUAAGGAGCAGAGGGUCCACCUGGAGAAUGUGGGCUCACAUGACAUUGUGGACGGCAACCACCGCCUCACACUGGGCCUCAUCUGGACCAUCAUCCUCCGCUUCCAGAUCCAAGUGAUCAAAAUUGCCACAGCUGACAACAGAGAGACACGCUCGGCCAAGGACGCUCUGCUGCUCUGGUGUCAGAUGAAGACUGCCGGGUACCCUGAAGUGAACAUCCAGAACUUCACCAGCUGCUGGAGGGAUGGCCUGGCCUUCAAUGCACUCAUACACAGGCACAGACCGGAUCUGAUUGAGUUUCACAAGUUGACCAGGUCCAACGCCACUCACAACUUGCAGCGGGCCUUCAACGUCGCUGAGCAGAACCUGGGCCUCACCAAGCUGCUGGACCCUGAGGAUGUGAACACGGAGAACCCCGAUGAAAAGUCCAUCAUCACCUACGUGGUCUCCUACUACCACUACUUCUCCAAGAUGAAAGCUCUUAUAGUGGAGGGCAAGAGAGUCGGCAAGGUCCUGGACAACUGCAUCGAGGCCGAGAAGCUGGUGGGCCGGUAUGAGGCACUGGCGUCAGACCUGCUGGACUGGAUUGAGAAGACCAUUGCUGUCAUUGGCAACCAGAAGUUUGCCAACUCACUGACCGGCGUUCAGCAGCAGCUGCAGGCCUUCACCACCUACUGCACCGUCGAGAAGCCAAUCAAGUUUCAGGAAAAGGGGAACCUCGAGGUACUUCUCUUCACCAUUCAAAGCAAACUAAGAGCUAACAACCAGAAAGCCUACAUGCCUCAUGAGGGAAAGCUCAUCUCCGACAUCAACAAGGCGUGGGAACGUCUAGAGAAGGCGGAGCAUGAGAGGGGUGUGGCCCUGCGUAAGGAGCUGAUUCGCCAGGAGAAGCUGGAGCUGCUGGCUCAGCGUUUCGACCACAAGACCACCAUGAGACAAGCGUGGCUCAACGAGAAUCAGAGACUCGUGUCGCAGGACAACUUUGGCUAUGAUCUCCCUGCGGUUGAGGCGGCCAUGAAGAAGCACGAGGCCAUCGAGGCGGAUAUUGCCUCGUAUGAGGAGCGAAUUGGUGUGGUGGUGGAGCUGGCCACCGAGAUGGAGGUGGAGAGCUACUACGACAUCCGCCGCAUCUUGGCCCGCAAAGAGAAUAUCCUGGGACAGUGGAGUCUGCUGAAGGAGCUGCUGGCGGGAAGGCGAACCCGGCUGGAGAAGAAUCUGGCCCUGCAGAAGACCUUCCAAGACAUGGUCUACAUGAUCGAUUGGAUGGAGGACACACAGGCCCAACUGUUGUCCAAGGACUUUGGGAAGCAUCUUCUGGAGGUGGACGACCUGCUGCAGAAGCACAGCCUGCAGGAAGCCGACAUUGGGGUGCAGGUUGAGAGGGUGGAGACACUCAAUGCUGCUGCACUCAAAUUUACCACCAUCGAGGGUUACCAGCCAUGCGACCCGCAAGUAAUCUGUAACCGGGUCAAUCACGUGUCAUCCUGCCUAGAGGAGCUGAAGGAGUUGGCAGCCAAGCGACGCUCUGAGUUGGAGGAGUCCAGGCAGCUCUGGGCCUUUUUCCAGGUACUGGAAGAGUCUGAGGUGUGGAUUCGGGAAAAGAGUUCCAUCCUGGGGGCUCAGGGCUAUGGGAAAGACCUCAGCAGUGUGCUCAAGUUACUUCAGAAACACAAGACCCUCGCCGGAGAACUAAUGGCCCACCGAGCCUUGCUGGAGACGACCAUCGAGCGCGGUCAGCAGAUUCUGAAUGAGAAGAGCUUGGGCACAGCGGGCAUUCAUGAGCGCAUCCUGGACGUGACGGAUGAGUGGACGCGGCUAGAAGAGCAGGCAGCACAACGCCUCGCCCACCUACAGGAAGCGCUCAACUUCUUCCAGUUCUCGACCGAGACUGACGACCUGGUGGUGUGGCUGCAGGACUCGUACCGUCUGGUCUCCAGUGAGGACUUCGGUCAUGAUGAGUACUCCACAUGCUCGCUACUCAAGAAGCACCGAAGUGUCAGCGAGGACAUUGACAAACAUCGGCUGCAUGUGGUGGCGCUGCGCAAGCACUUGCCGUUGCUGCCGCUGCGCUACAGAGAACAAGAGGACGUGCAGGUUCGGGUAGUGGAAGUGGAACAACUGUACACGGAGGUGGUAGAGGUGGCCGUCCUCCGCCAGCAAUGGCUCCAUGACGCCCUGGCUGUCUAUCGCAUGUUCAGCGAAGUCAAUGCUUGCGAGCUCUGGAUAGAUGAAAAAGAGCAAUGGCUCAACAAAAUGGAGAUCCCUGAGAACCUGGACGAUGUGGAGGUGGUGGCGCACAGGUUCGAGUCCCUGGACCAGGAGAUGAAUAGCCUAAUGGGGAGGAUCUUGGAUGUCAACCAUAUAGUCCAGCAGCUUCUGGAUGGGGGACAUCCAUCUUCCACAGAGGUCAGAGGCUGUCAGGACCACCUCAACUCCAGAUGGAACAGCAUCGUGGGUCUGGUGGAGCAGAAGAAGAACCAGCUGGACAGCAUGCAGCGUCUUCAGAACUACCUACUGGAGUGUAGCGAGAUCAAGUCUCAGAUCCAGGAGAAGCGCAAGGCCAUCGACGCGACACAGUACGCCGGCAGCGAUCUGGGCGGCGUCCUGGCUCUGCAGCGCCGCCUCUCCACGAUGGAGGGGGCGCUGUCUGUGCUGGAGCCCAAGCUGAUGCAUUUACAGGAGGAAGCAGAGCACCUCGCCACAGCCCACGCUAACCGGGCCACGGAGGUCCUGCUUCCCUUCGACGGAAUCAGCGUGGAGUGGGAAGAGCUUAAACGCACCCUGCAAGGCUGCGAGGACUCGCUUUUCGUGGCCAGCAGACUGCAAAGCUUCAUCCAGGACCUGGACUUGUUUCUGACCUGGCUGGUCCAAACUCAGACGUCCGCCGCCUCGGACCAGCUGCCUAAUGAUUUGGAGGAAGCCGAGAGACUCAUCAAUAAACACGCCGCACUCAAGGAGGAAAUUGGACGUUACGAGGAGGACUACGAGCGUCUGCAGGCGAUGAACGAGCUGCUGGAGUCGGAAGAAGCGCCUCUUCCACAGGCCGCCCUGCAGCAGUGGCUGCAGAAGCUGGACGUGGGCUGGAACAAGCUGCUGGAAAUGUGGGAGAGCCGGCGGGACGUCCUGGUGCAGGCACAUAUAUUUCACCUGUUCCUGCGUGAUGUCAAACAGGCAGAGUCCUUCAUCAACAACCAGGAGUCAGCGCUGGCCCACGUGGAGCUUCCCACCACAGUGGAAACAGUGGAGGCUGCGGUGAAGAAGCACAAGGACUUCACCACCACCAUGGAGCUCAACCUGCAUCGCAUCAAGGCUGUCAUUGAGGCCGGCGAGAGCCUCAUCAGCCAGAACAACAUCUACUCAGAGCGCAUACGACAGAGAGUAGACAUGCUUGCCAACAGGGGCAACCAGAACCGCGAACAAGCCCAUCAGUGGUUGGAAAAACUCAAUCACCAGUGGGCUCUCCAGAGGUUCCUCCAGGACUGUCACGAGCUGGGCAACUGGGUGAGCGAGAAGAUGCUGAUGGCGAGGGACGGAAACUGCGAUGACAUGCAGAAGCUUCACAAGAAAUGGCUCAAGCACCAGGCCUUCAUGGCAGAGCUAGCACAGAACAAAGAGUGGCUGGACAAGAUUGAGAAGGAGGGCCAGCACUUGAUCCAGGAGAAGCCUGAGCUGAGCCCGCUUGUGCGUCAGAAAUUGGAGGAAAUUCGCCAGUGCUGGUUGGACCUGGAGAGCACCACGCAAGCCAGGGCCCAGCAGCUCUUCCAGGCCAACAAGACAGACCUGCUGGCUCAGAGCUACCGCAGCCUGGACCAGAGACUGGGGCAGAUGGAGGGCCAGCUGGCCUACGUGGACUGCGGCCAUGACCUGGCCACUGUCAACAGGCAGCUGAAAAAAUUGCAGAACAUGGAGUACCAGAUGGAGGAGUGGUACCAGGAGGUUGGUGAGCUGCAGGCUCAGGCGUCCGCUGUGCCGCAACAAACACAAGGCAAGGAGACGGUGGCUGAGCAGCAGGCAGCGGUCGAGGCUCGCAUGGUGCGCCUCAUCGAACCUCUCAAGGAGCGCAGGCGACUGCUGCUGGCCUCCAAGGAGGUCCACCAAGUGGGACGAGACCUGGAGGAUGAGAUGUUGUGGGUGCAGGAGCGCCUCCCACUGGCCAUGAGUCAGGAACAUGGCUCCUCCCUGCAGUCGGUGCAGCAGCUCAUGAAGAAGAAUCAGACUCUCCAGAAGGAGCUCCAGGGCCACCUGAGCCGUGUGGAGGAGGUCUUGGAGCGUGCAGCCAUCUUCGCUUCGGUCCGCAGUCCUGAGGCAAAUGCUGUCCAUGUGGGUCACGAGCAGCUGUCCCAGCUCUGGGCGCUGCUCUGGGCCGAAACGGAACGUCGGCAGCUGGUGCUGGACGCCAUGUACCAGGCGCAGCAGUACUACUUUGACACGGCCGAGGUGGAAGCCUGGCUCAGUGAGCAGGAGCUGCACAUGAUGAAUGAGGAGAAAGGGAAGGACGAGCCGAGUACCUUGCAGCUGCUGAAGAAGCACCUGGUCCUGGAACAGACCGUUGAGGACUAUGCUGAGACCAUUGGGCUGCUGUCUCAGCAGUGUCGGCAGCUGCUGGAGAUGGGCCACCCUGACUGUGAGCGGAUCAGUAAGAGUCAGUCGCAGGUGGACCGCUUGUACGUUUCGCUGAAGGACCUGGUGGAGGAGCGCAAGAGCCGCCUGGAGCAGCAGUACUGGCUCUACCAGCUCAACCGUGAGGUGGAUGAGCUGGAGCAAUGGAUUGCUCAGAGGGAAGUGGUGGCUAGUUCGCCCGAGCUGGGACAGGACUUUGAGCAUGUCAGCUUGCUCCAGGAGAAAUUUACAGAAUUUGCAUCAGAGACAGGCAGCGUGGGUCAGGAACGCGUGACGGCUGUCAAUCAGAUGGUGGACGAGCUUAUCGAUUACGGCCAUGCCGAUGCUGCCGUCAUCGCCGAGUGGAAGGACGCCGUCAACGAGUCAUGGGCUGAACUGCUGGAGUUGAUAGAGACACGAGCACAGAUGCUGGCUGCCUCGCACCAGCUGCACAAGUUCUUUGCUGACUGCCGGGAGGUUUUGUCUCAGAUUGACGACAAGCACCGCAGAUUACCAGAGGUGCGCAUCUGUCAGAGCAGUACGGCCAACACCAGCACGCUGCAAAGGCUGCUGCACGGCUUCGAGCAGGAUAUCCAGCUGCUGGUCACUCAGGUGCGUCAGCUGCAGGAGAGCGCGGCCCAGUUGAGGACCGUGUAUGCCGGUGAGAAAGCCGAAGCCAUUGCCUGCCGCGAGAACCAAGUUAUGCAAUGCUGGAAGGAGCUGCUCACCUCCUGCGAGGAGUGUCGGCUACAGAUCACCACUGAGACGGACAAGCUCAGGUUCUUGGGCCUUGCUCGCGAUCAGAUCAUGUGGAUGGACUCCAUCCUCUGCCAGAUCAACACGGGGGAGAAGCCACGGGACGUGUCCUCUGUGGAGGUUCUGAUGAACUAUCACCAGAGUCUGAGGAACGAGGUGGACGCCCGCAGUCAGAGUGUGAUGGAAUGUAUCGACAUGGGAAAGAUGCUGCUGGCGGCGAGGAACCCUGCAGCUCACCAGAUCAAGGAGAAGCUGGACCAGGUUGUCGCGAAGCAACAUGAGCUGUCUGUGAAGUGGGACAAGCACUGGGAGGCCCUGCAGCAACUGCUGGAGGUUCACCAGUUUGCUCAGGAGGCAGUGGUGGCGGAGGCGUGGCUGACGGCACAGGAGCCGCUGGUCAGCAGCAGGGAGCUGGGAGGCAGCGUGGAUGAGGUGGAGCAGCUCAUACGUCGACACGAAGCCUUCCGCAAAGCCGCCGCCACUUGGGAGGAACGAUUCAGCUCACUUAGACGGCUUACCACGGUGGAGAAGCUGAAAGCCGAGCAAAGCAAACAACCGGCAACGCCUCUGCUGGGCCGUAAAGUCUUCCUGGACCCCCAGGAUGCUUCCCCAGCUCCCCCUUCCAGCCUCCCACGCCUGCCCCUCUCCCCUGUCAUGAGACAGACCAUCUAUGAGCAGAAUGAGGCCAGCACACCGCCCUCCCCAUCGCCCGCGACACCGACGCCAUCCCCCUCGAGAGUCCGAUAUCCCGUCCAUCACGUCCAUCCCGCCCAUUCGUCCAUCUUGUCCGUGGCCACGGCCGCCAUGUUGGUCUCGGCCAAUCAGGCACGAGACAGCAGCAGGAAGGCGGGUAACCUUCAACCCAAGCUGGAAGUGGACGCCAAGCCCUCGCCGUACCUCCGCCAACCCAAAAUCAAACACCUGGAUGACGCUGUGACACCCCUCCUUGUUGCCAGCCGGUUGGAGAAGGUUCGGGAAAAAGGCAGGGAGAUGAUAACAGAGAGAGCCGAAGUAGCCGUGAUGGCCGAGGUGGUCCUCCAGGAGCCUAACCGUGACCGGCUCUAUGGAGGGCCAAAGACCUUCAGGACUAACCCUGAGCUGCAGGUCCAUACUCGGACUGUCCAGCUGGAGUGUCAGAUGUCUCCCGAACAGCUGAUUCAAGCCCGCAAGAACGAGCUUCCUCAGGAGGUGUGGAGGGAACACACCGAACGGCGGGAGCGACGGACCCUGGAGAGGCAGACAUCCAGCGAACAGGAAGGGCACGGAAGCCACGAGGGCCGGAGGAGGGAGCGAGAUCGGCACCGGCUGGAGAGGCAGGAAUCCAGCGAGCACGACACUGGCAAGGAACAGUCUGACAGACGCUCAGGAGGAGGAGAGAGGAGAACCACCAUGGCAGAAAUAGUGGAGCAGCUUCAGGAGAGAGAAGCAGCACAGGCCCGAGGCGAGGUUUCCCAGCUGCCAAACGGCCUACCAGAGAAGUCUUCCCGUCCUGACCGGCCUCGAGCUCGGGACAGACCCAAACCUCGGCGCCGGCCGCGACCCAAAGAGCCGGGAGAAACCACGCGGCGUUCUCGCUCGGCUCCAGCUCAGAGUGGCCCCGCGCCCCCCCAGCCACCCACACACAGUGCACAUCAUGAGGGUUUCCUCUUCCGCAAGCUAGACAUUGAGAGCCUAAAAAAGAGCACCAACAGCAGGUCUUGGGUGAACCUGUACUGCAUUCUGCACAAAGGCGGACUGGGCUUCUACAAGGAUGCCAAGAACACCACCACGGCAUACAACAACGAGCCGAUGCUCAACCUUGCCCACUGCCAUUGUGAUGUCACCAACGGAUACAAGAAGAAGAAGAAUGUCUUCACGCUCAAGACGAAGGAUGGGAGCGAGUUCUUAUUCCACGCUAAAGACGAAGAGGACCUGAAGAUGUGGGUGAGCAGUAUUGGCAGCAGCAUCGCGGAACACGAGGAGAUGGCCAAGUGGGGCCUCCCCCAAGCAACUACCUCAUCCACCGAUGAGGGCACGCGGCACGACGGCAGCAAGGCUGGCUCGGAGCGCGGCGGCGAGCGAUCAGACCGAGCCGAGAAGGCAGAGAAGGUGGAAAAAGAGAAAGAAAAGGACAGGGAACGGGACAAAGACAGGGCAGAGCGCUCAGAUCGCGGUAGAAAGAUGGAAGCCAAACGCUCAGAGAAGUCCAGUAAGAAAAAAUGAUGUCUUCUCACCGCCUCCCACGUGGAAGCACUUAGAUGCAACGUGACGCAGGAAAGAAGAACUCUUUAAACUGACUUCUUCUCCGACUGUGUCUACGCCGUAACUCGGCCAACUAACUGGCUGUGCAGGGAAGUGAAGCGGGAAGAUGAUUGCCGCUUGUGAGACAGAAUAUCAAGUAGCUUGCGCUGUUCCUAUUCUGAUUGCUUUUAUGAACUGUUCGUGCGUGCGUGCGUGCGUGUGCGUGUGUGUGUGUGUGUGUGUGUGUGUGUGUGUGUGUGUGUGUGUGCGUAGAGUUCAGAGUAAUAGCAGUGUAAUUAAAAAAGGGAGUAAACCUAAAAAUUCUGACAAUCGCAGUUUUUUAUUUUGAGUACCAGCAUAAAUCAUUCGCAACACUUUGAAUCCAAAUAAACAUUAAAGAAAAACAUGGAUCAAAUAUGUUACUCCUUGUAACAAAUAUGAAAAAAAAGAGAGAAACUAUCAACUAAAAAAUAUUUGAAGAUUUUAACAUUUCCGUGAUGCAAUACAGAUGUGAAGCACACUAGAGUUAGUCCCAAAGGUCCACCAUUGAAGAUUCUGCAGAACAAAAAUGCUUUAAUAAUUUACGAUAAAUAAUAAUCUUCCUUAAAAACUCAUAAGUGAGUACAAAAUGAGUGGGCUAACAUCUGGCACCUGUGAAUUGGUAUGACACAUAAAUGUGAGGUACUUUUUUGAACACACUGCUAUUUAAACCGAACACAACUGUGUCUUUUAGUGGAGGAAGCCCUCUAUCCGAAACUGAUCUCAUUGAUCAUACCACGAAAAUCAUCCAAAUUUCUCUCUUUUUUUUUGUUUCCAUCAAAUGGGAAUCGGGUUGAUGUGUACGUCUGUCCAUUGCUCUCAGGUUUCUAACGUGUUGUAAGCGUGUGCUUGGUGUGUUCAAAUGUCUUCCAGAUGUGUGGUUCCAAACCAACAGAAAUGUCAUCGGAUUGGAAGCAAGGAAUGUUGGAUGAAUGACUGUAUGGAUGGAUAAAUGAAUGAAUGGAUGGCAGACCGGAAACCGCUUCAGCUGUCACACCUUUUGACUUUGCAUGUCUGAUUUGACGUGAAAUCACAUGUAGGAAAAAAUUAAAAGCAAAAACACUCAUUUGUUUCACGCCUCU